ACCUCACCUCGGCUCCGCAAGUUGAGCUCAUAGAUAGAGGAAAAGAAAGCAACGCAAAACAAGGGCUGAUCUGAUCGAGCAGGGCAGGCAGGCAGAUAGACAGGUCACAGUGCGAGAUGGGCAACAGCUUGAGGUGUUGCAUAGCGUGUGUUCUUCCCUGUGGAGCUCUAGACCUCGUUAGGGUCGUCCAUCUCAACGGCUACGUCGAAGAAAUAACCCGCCCCAUUACCGCAGCGGAGUUCCUCAAGUCCUAUCCGAAUCAUGUCCUCAGCCUGCCCUGCUCUCAGGGGGUAGCCCGUCGAAUCCUCAUCCUCUCUCCUGAUUCCGAGCUCAAGAGAGGCUGCAUCUACUUCCUGAUUCCAUCCUCAUCUCUCCCUCCUGAUUCCAACAACAAGAACAGGAAGAAGAGGGACGACAAAAGCGGAAACAAGCAAAGCAGUUCCAGCUGCAACCUGCAGGACAACAGAUCCUCCAAUAACAAAAUCAGGAGAAGUGUGAACGACACGUCUCCUCCUGAACCUGAUACUGGCGCUGUCUCAGGAUCAGGAAGCUACGGCCAGCAUCAGGUCCGUGAAACUGGAGAUAUAGGAAAGAGAUGCCUGCAGGGAAGAGAUCGGAGGCACCAUAGCCGAACUGCCAGUUGGCUGCCCCAUCUUGAAAGCAUUGCUGAAGACUAACCCCACAAACACGCACACACACACAUGAACAGACACGCACAGACACUCUACAAUUAAUAUAUGCAUGGGAGUGCUGCUGUUCAUUUCUUAGAUCCAACCAUGCAUGGGCAGCACAGCAGUUCUCUUAUUAAUUCUCUGAAUCAUCUUCCUGUUUUACCAGGCUUUGUUAUUAUUAUUAUUUUUUUCUCUCCUCAUGAUUAUUGUAUGUGAGGCGAGGCAAAGAGUCAUUGGUUUGAUCCAUAUAGUCAGUCACCCCCGCUGCUUCAUCAGUAUGUCCAGGUAAAAUCAUCAGUUUUUUCUUUUUUUGCUCCAAGAAAAUCCAAUGUGUUUUGGAGAGUAAGUGGAGUUCAGUUGUCUUUGUCGAUCAAGAUGUACAUUAUAACCUCAAAUUUGAUUGAGUUGGUGAUUACUUCUC
Punica granatum (pomegranate) is the source of this 1092-nucleotide messenger RNA. NCBI's taxonomy places the organism in Eukaryota, Viridiplantae, Streptophyta, Magnoliopsida, Myrtales, Lythraceae. The record is from RefSeq and is a predicted model, not a curated record.